AUUCACAUACAGAGAAUCAUUUGGUGAUUCAUUGCAAGGAAAUAUAACUGAGCUGAAAAACAACACAAGUACACAGGUUCCUUGAUCGACUCACUGAAGCUGAAUUGAAGCUGAGAAAGGAAUUGAACACAUUUUUCAUUCGAUCAGCAUUAUGAGUAAUGCACAGAAGGAUUCGUUGAAAGUGAAGCUCGAUCAGCUUGAAUGUCACUUCACUUGGGGGCCACAGAAAGAAAACAUUGACUUGGAUGAUAUGAAGCAAAGAUUAGAAGAUUCAAUACAGACGAAUGUGAAACACCAAGCUAGGCCUCACAACCAACUCGCUUUUGUAAACUGUCUGCAAGGAAACUAUGAAAAGGCCAUUCAAAACCUGCAGGAAGCUGAAAGAUUUCUGAGGGAGAAUCAUGAAGAUGAAUUUGACAAAAGAAGCAUCAUCACCCAUGGAAACUAUGCCUGGGUAUAUUACCACAUGGGACAACUGACAGAGGCUCAAUCCUACCUCGACAAGCUGGAGGAGAUCUGUAAACAAUUUCCUGAUGCCUCUCAGUAUACAGCAAUGAUUCCAGAAGUAUAUGGAGAGAAGGGUUGGGCACUACUGAAAUCUGCUGGCAAAUACUAUGAAGAGGCAAUGGAAUGUUUUAAAAAGGCUCUGGAGAAAGAUCUGGAUAACAUUGAUUGCAAUGUUGGCUAUGCGAUUGUCCUAUAUCGCCUUGAAGCAUUUUCUGGUACCCCAGAGAAUCGUGAACCCAAUAAAUCAAUAAAACAGUUGAGACGUGUGCUGGAGCUUGAUCCAGAUCAUGCUGAAGUCAAGAUGCUGUUGGCUCUAAAAUUACAAGAGUCCAAUAAAAUAGUGGAAGCACUCAAAUUAGUUGAACAAGCAUUGCAGAAGUCCCCUGAUCUUCCACAUGUGCUUCGUUAUGCAGCAAAAUUUUACAGAAACGAAGGAGAUGUGGAAAAAGCCGUGGAGGUGCUGAAGAAAGGAUUAAAAAUUACUCCACACUCUACGUUCUUAAACCAUCAAAUAGGUCUGUGUUACAGAAAGGCCCUAAUGUCACUGAUCAAAACUCCACGCAGCAAAAAGCCUCAACAGAAAGCUGAAUUGAUCGAACUAUGCAAAUUUUAUUUUAAAAAGGCAUUUGAGCCUCGUCCAUUAACGUUUAUUAGGGCACAUCUGGAUUUUGCAGGAAUCUGUGCAUUAAAUGGAGAAUAUCCGAGCGCAGAGGAAAUCUACAAUAAGCUACUGAAAUUGGAAGAUAUUCGUCCAGAAAAUAAGCAGGCAAUACGUUUACAGGUUGGAUUAUUUGAACUGCAUCAGAAAAAAUCAGAAUCAAAUGCCAUCACCCACUUUCUAGAGGGGAUGAAAGUCAAUUAUGACUCAACAGAAAGGGAAAAGUGCCGUGAUAACUUGAAGAAGAUAGCAGAAAGACAACUUCGCAGGAAUCCAAGAAACAGCAAAGCCCAUGGUGUUCUUGGCUUCCUGCAUCAGCUGGAUGGGAGGAAGCACAAGGCUAUUGAAUACUUUGAAAUGGCCUCAGACUUGGAUCCUGGCAAUGAAGAAUAUUUAAGUGCUCUUUGUGAAUUACGCCUUUCCAUCUAGGUCAACAAUGUCUUUCCCAACUAAAAUUAAGCUGAAGGAUAAAUUACUCUCUAAUCUAUAGACAGCUUCUACUGAUACCCACUUCACUUAUAUUCUGCUUAGAUUUUUUUUUAAUUGAGCAUGUUAUGCAUGUGUGUAUAAUUUUCAAAUAAUCUCACUGUAAUUAUUUUAAAUCGCUGUGCUUCUUCAGGAAUAUUAACCACACUGGUGAACUAACCAAAUAGCAUUUGUUUCUGACUCCCAAGAGUUUUUCCUGUAUGUGAAAAGAAGUGUGUAUGGGGGUAGGUUGUUGGGGGAGGAGGCUAAGUGAUGUAAAAAUAAGUUAAAAUGGGCUAAAGAGAAUAAAACACAAUAGCUGCAGGUAUUGAUUUUCUAAGCAGAGCUUUCAAUUGUAACUGUAUAAUCAGAAAUUGAAAGUUACAAUAACUAAUAAAAUGAAACCAUGGCUGAGA
Molecule: messenger RNA, 2046 nt
Organism: Carcharodon carcharias (great white shark)
Lineage: Eukaryota; Metazoa; Chordata; Chondrichthyes; Lamniformes; Lamnidae
Product: interferon-induced protein with tetratricopeptide repeats 5-like
Exons: 2
Coding region: 152-1594 (480 amino acids)
Biological process (GO): defense response to virus
Cellular component (GO): cytosol
Molecular function (GO): protein binding
Source: RefSeq, a predicted model, not a curated record